AUGGCACCAGUUGCUGUGUCUCCCGAAGCCCCCGUCUUCAACUCCAAACGUGACGGACAGGCUCUCGAGGAGCUGUCAGACGCCAUUGACACUGUCAAUGUGCUUAAGGGGACCAUGAAGCAAGAGAAAGGUUUAUACGAUGAAACCGAAUUCGACAAGGACAAAGACAAGACUCAGUUCCGUCAAUAUGAAGAAGCUUGCGACCGGGUCAAGAACUUCUAUAAGGAACAGCACACCAAGCAAACGGUGGCGUACAACCUCAAGGCCCGAAACGAGUUCCACUCCAAGACGCGCGCAGAGAUGACCGUCUGGGAAGCCAUCGAGAAACUCAACACUCUCAUCGACGAGUCCGACCCGGACACCAGCCUCUCCCAGAUCGAACAUCUCCUGCAAUCCGCCGAAGCUAUCCGCCGCGAUGGCAAGCCCCGCUGGAUGCAACUGACCGGUCUCAUCCACGACCUGGGCAAGUUGCUCUACUUCUUCGGUGCCCAGGGCCAAUGGGACGUAGUGGGGGAUACCUUCCCCGUGGGCUUGGGGUUCGAUGACCGGAUCAUCUACGGCACCGACUCGUUCAAGGAUAACGAAGAUUUUAACCAUCCCAUCUACAGCUCCAAAUUCGGCAUCUACAGUCCCGGCUGCGGCCUGGACAACGUGAUGCUCUCCUGGGGCCACGAUGAGUACCUUUACCACGUUGUGAAGGACCAGUCCACCCUCCCGGACGAGGCCCUGGCCAUGAUCCGUUACCACUCGUUCUACCCCUGGCACAACGCCGGCGCGUACCACGAACUCAUGAACGACCAUGACAAGGAGAUGCUGAAAGCCGUGAAGGCUUUCAACCCGUAUGAUUUGUACAGUAAGAGUGACGACGUGCCAACCGUCGAGGAAUUAAAACCAUACUACCUCGAACUAAUUGAUGAAUUCUUCCCUAACAAGGUUAUCAAGUGGUAG
This is a messenger RNA of Aspergillus tanneri, 948 nucleotides long. RefSeq names its product inositol oxygenase. The transcript is spliced from 2 exons. Bases 1 to 948 code for a protein of 315 amino acids. NCBI's taxonomy places the organism in Eukaryota, Fungi, Ascomycota, Eurotiomycetes, Eurotiales, Aspergillaceae. The record is from RefSeq and is a predicted model, not a curated record. Gene Ontology annotation, biological process: inositol catabolic process. Gene Ontology annotation, molecular function: iron ion binding; inositol oxygenase activity. Gene Ontology annotation, cellular component: cytoplasm.